Molecule: messenger RNA, 9323 nt
Organism: Solea senegalensis (Senegalese sole)
Lineage: Eukaryota; Metazoa; Chordata; Actinopteri; Pleuronectiformes; Soleidae
Gene: loxhd1b
Product: lipoxygenase homology PLAT domains 1b
Exons: 43
Coding region: 1911-9074 (2387 amino acids)
Molecular function (GO): protein binding
Source: RefSeq, a predicted model, not a curated record
ACGUCGUGGGCGUGAACUUGUCACGGUCCAGAUUUUUGUGUAGGACUGAAAAAUAUGUUCCGCUGUAAACAACAGCUGGUCAGUAUCUGCAGUUUGGCUGAUUUAGCAUCACUGAGAAGGUAUGUCUUUACACAAAUCUCAGCACACCCAAGGUGUGUAGAGAAUUACUUGCACAUCUGGUAUUAUUACCUCCAUCCACAGGUGGGGGAGGGACUCCACUCGAGUCUGUUUUAAGUCGCUAAUUUGGGGACCUGAGACUUGCUGGACUCGAUUUAGACUUGAGUAAAGUGACUCGAAGUAACUUGACUCAUGUAAUAUUUACUUUUUCUCAAAUAAACAGUUUGUUUUUGUAACGGUAACUCCUUGCGUACAAACUUGGACAUAACAUUUAAUUCGUCACUUCAAAUCCCAAAAAUAAAGGUAAGACAGGAAGUCAGUUGGCUGCUAUUUUAAGCUAACGCUAGUUAACGUCUUAGUGGGUCAAAAGCUGGUUAUGAUUAGUUUGCGAAAUUAGGCUAAAAUGUGGAAUUCAUUUAGUUUAAUGUAGGCCUAAUAUCACUAUAAUUUACAUUUCAGGCUCUGUAGUUUAUUUUAAUCGUAUUGGUGUUAAUUAUAUCUUCUUCUUUUAAACAAUUCACUUGUAUGGGACUAUGUCCACCACCAGUCUUUACAAUGUAAAGACGGGUGUAUUAGUGUUAUACAAUGUUCCUGUUAUAGAUACAACUAACAGUUAACAAUAACUGUGUGUGUUUUUAAAGCAUAUUUAAAGGUGGAAUAUCUGGGAAAUCAUCUUCAUCUUCUAGAUUCAUAUGACUUGACUUGAAUUUAAAGGUUGGACUCCCAUUGGAAACUGGAGAAAAAGACCCCCGAGUCUGCUUUAAAAUCUUGAAAACGUUAUUUAUUAUCAAAGUGAUUUGUCAUCCAAAUGCUGCGUGUUAUUUUUUAACUUGCUUCAUUUAGUGUCAAAACAGUACACAAGCAAUACAAUAUCGAACAUUCCUUGACGGUUGAUUUUAUUCGACCUUGUAAGUUAUUCAACUAGGUCAAAAUGAAAUCAAGUGAGGAAGAAUGGGAUAAGAAGUGGACAGGGGGUGUCAUGAAGAAUAAAGAAAACAAUGUCCAAUAUAUAACACUGUUGUUUUACAGGCAACUCAACAUUUAAAAUUACUUUAAUUUCCCUUUCCCUUUUAUUUGCCUUGAAUUAUCUCCCCAAAUUUUUGUGUUUUUGGACAAUCAUAAUAAAUAUUUGUAUGAUCAACAAUCAUUCCAAAACCCCUCCAGCAAACCUGGACAAAAGGUAAUACCUAAUCUUAACCUUCCAAUCAAACUCUCUCAACCAGGAAUAUUUGUAAUCUUGCAACUUCUUUCCUUCAACUCUUCAACUCAAUGCUGCACAUUAAACAUGGACCCCUAAUGGCAAAUUCAGCUCACAUAAUUUCAGGCAUUGUAUAAAGAAAGAAAAUUGGACUCCAUGACAACAUCUGAUUUUAAUAAAUUAUAUUUAUAAAAAACAUAUACAAAACACCACCUCCUUAAUAAAACUAUUAACAACGGAAAUAAACUUAAAAAAAAUAAUUUUAAACAUAUAUGUGUGUGUGUAUAACUAAAAUCGCAGACCAAUGGGAUCCCUACCUGUGGAAUUUUCUAGCAGCUCUCCAUCCCCUAAAAGGAUUCCCUCCUCUGGUCAUGUGACAAGAAGCAGUUAGGUUAUCAGGUCAGAGGAUCCGCUGUUGUUGGUCAGGACAACCAGCAGCAGAGAGCUGGGGCGUCCCCUGGCUGCCUGUCAAACAGAUGCCUGUGAGCUCUGACUCAGACAUGGGCAAGCCUGCACAGCCACGGGUCAGUUUAAUCAAGUUUCACCGGAACAAACGGGAAUCGGUUACAAUUACAAGGUAGUAAAUAAAUUAAAGAUGCCCACAAAAAAGAAAAAAACAGAGAAGGAAACCAAAGAUGUAGAUGACGAGGACUCGGAAGAUCAGGAACCAAAGCCUAAGAAGAAGAGUAAGCAGAAGAAGUCAAAAGACAGCAAUGAAGAAGGAUACAAUUCUGACUCAUCAGGACUUGAUGUGAGGAGCACCAGAAAUAAGGGACACAAUCAGGUAAAGGUCAAGAACAAGAGGAAGAAAGCCAAAGAAGAGAGUGGGGAUGAGUUGAGCAGUGAGUCACAGAAUACAGAUAAUAAGAAUAACAAUAAUGUCUGCAAGAGUAAAAAGAGAGGUGAGAACCUUCUUGAUGUGAUUGAGACCACCAGGAAAGGCUCAGAGAAGUCCUCAGUCAAAGCGAGAAUGGGCUCCAAGGACAAAAAGAACAAAAAAUCCAAGGACUCUGAGAAAGAGGACUCAGCUGGGGAAGAGGAGGGGAAGAAGAAAAAGAAAGACAAGAAGAAGAAGAAGGAUAAGGGGGACAGUGAUGAAGACACCAAGAAAACCAAAGGCAAGAAGAAGAAAAUUGAAAAUUAUGUUGAAAUCUAUGAGAAGGAGCUGCGAAACUACGAGCCAGACAAAGUGGAGAACUACGAGGAUGAGUAUCACAAAAAGAAAGUGUAUGAGAUUGUGACCAUCACUGGUGAUGAGAGAGGAGCCGGAACCGAUGCCAACGUGUUUGUCACCCUCUUUGGAGAAUAUGGCAUCACUCCCAAAGUUCACCUGGCCAGCAAUACAGAAAAGAGGAGUCGCACAGCCUUCGAAAGGGCCAAAACUGAUGUGUUCAGAAUCAGAACUCACAAUGUAGGAGCACUGAAAAAGAUAAGGAUUGAGCAUGACAACACUGGCCUUAGUGCCAGCUGGUUCCUGGACAGAGUGAUAGUGACGGAUGUGAUUAGGCCUCAUCUGAGGUUCUACUUUCCUUGUAACAACUGGCUAAGUAAGAGUGAGGGAGAUGGCGUUUAUGUCAGAGACCUGCUUGGCACCAUGGACCCCAUGGACAUGCCCAAAUAUAAUAAGUAUGUAGUGAGCGUAUUUACUGCAGAUGUGAAAGGCAGCGGAACAGAUGCAGAUGUCUUCCUCAAUAUCUUUGGGGAGUUUGGAGACACGGGGGAGAGGCGACUGGACAAUGACAAGGAUAACUUUGAAAAAGGUACAGAAGACAAGUUCACAAUUGAGGCACCAAACUUGGGCAAAGUAAGGAAGAUCACCAUUGGUCACAACAACAAAGGCUCCUCAGCAGGAUGGUUUGUUGACAAGGUGGUUUUGGAUGAUCUGGGAAACAAAAUGGUGUAUGAAUUUCCAAUUGGCCGCUGGUUUGCCAUCGAUGAGGAUGAUGGAAAGAUCCAGAGGGAUGUUUUGGUUGGGGGUAGCCAGCCCACAGGUAUAGUGUACAACGUUCAGAUCGUGACAGGAAACAUCCGAGGUGCUGGGACCAACUCUAAAAUCCACAUUGUUAUGCAUGGCUCGAAAGGCGCUAGGAACAGUGGAAAGGUGUUUUUAGAGGGAGGCAAGUUUGAGCGGAGCUUGACCGACAUCUUUAAUGUUGAGAUUGCUGCUCUCCUCAGUCCCAUCAGCAGAGUCACCAUCGGACAUGACAACGAAGGAGUCAGUGCUGGGUGGUACUGCGAGAAGGUGGUAGUUUAUUGUCCAUUCACGGGGAUUGAGCAGACUUUCCCAUGCAGUAAAUGGCUGGAUGACAACGAAGGAGAUGGGCUGAUCGAGAGAGAACUGUAUGAGAUGGUGUCUCUCAGGCAAAAGAGACAGAAAAAGUUUCCCUGGUCCUUGUGGAUCUGGACAUCAGAUAUACCCAACGCGGGGAGCGACGCAGCUAUCUCUUUCCAGGUGUACGGAGAGAAGGGAAAGUCAGAUGAGAUGAGGCUCGACAACGAAACUGACAAUUUUGAACAGGGACAGGUGGACAAGUUUAUGGUUGAGCUGCCAGAUUUGGGAAAAUUGAUGAAAUUGAGAAUCUGGCACGAAAAAAGAAAUCAAUUUGCAGGAUGGCAUCUUAGCAAGGCAUCUUUGAUGAAGACAUUAACAAAAGAAAAGUACAAAUUUCCAUGCGAGCGGUGGCUGGACACUAAUGAAGAUGAUAACGAGGUUGUGAGGGAACUACCUGCCACUGGAGAUCUGAUCGAUGAGCCACUGUCAUUGGUGAAAUACAGAGUGACAGUUUGCACAGGGACUGUAGGCGGGAGUGGCACAGAUGCAUCUGUUUUUCUCAAUCUGAUCGGAGACCUGGGAGAUACUGGAGACAGAGAGCUGAUCAUCUGCAAGAACAACGUCAACAAGUUUGAGAAAGGAAACUUGGAUGAGUUCAUAAUUGAGGCAGUAAACAUUGGGCAGGUUCGGAGGGUGAGAAUCGGACAUGAUGGAAAAGGUGGCGGCUGCGGCUGGUUCCUUGACAAAGUGAUAGUCAGAGAAGAGGGUCAGGCAGAGUUCCAGGCUGUAGAGUUCCCCUGCAACAGGUGGCUGGAUCGUAAUGAGGAUGAUGGACAGAUUGUUAGAGAGUUGGUGCCAUUCUCUGAUGGACAGCGUCUUUACAACAUUGACUAUCGCAUCGCAGUGAAGACGGGCGACAUUCCCGGUGGCAGUUCAGACUCUAAUGUGUUUGUCAAGCUGUAUGGAGAGAAAGGCGACACCAGUAAGAUGAUGCUGUUGGUCUCCGACAAUAACCUGGGGAACUAUUUUGAGACGGGACGCAUUGAUGUCUUCACAGUUGAAACCUUUGAUAUUGGACAGAUCAACCGUCUGAUGAUUGGCCACACCAAUGCAGGCAUGCGUGCUGGCUGGUUUUUGGACAGUGUCCAGCUCAUGGUUCCAACACAUGGGGAGCAUUACAUGUUUCCUAGUCACCGCUGGCUUUGCAAGGAUGAGGCUGACGGCAAGACAGAGGUGGAGAUUUAUCCAAGUGAGACCGUGGAGAUGGAACAAUUAAUAAACUACGAGGUAACAGUUGUGACUGGAGAUGUCAUGUUUUCUGGCACCAAUGCCAGAGUGUACAUCCAGAUCUACGGAGACAAGGGGAAAACGGAGGUGAUCAGGCUUGAAAGCAGAUCCAACAACUAUGAGCGGGACACGACAGAAAUAUUUAAGAUAAAUGCUAAAGAUGUGGGGAAGAUCUUCAAGAUCCGCAUUGGUCAUGAUGGCUCAGGGGUUGGUGCCGGCUGGUUCCUUGAGUCUGUGGAUGUCAAACACCUAAUCAUGGCCAUGGUGCCCAAAGAGAAGAAAAAGGAGGACAAGAAAAAGAAGAAGAAAAAGAAAAAAGAUGAGGAUGAUGAAGAAGACGAAGGAGAGGAGAUGAGGGAAGUGGUCCUCACGUAUCAUUUCCCCUGUUCGCGCUGGCUGGCUGGAGGAGAGGAGGAUGGCGAGCUGGUUGUGGAGCUUCUGCCCGAGGAUGCAGAAGACCUGGAAGUUAACACCUAUGAAGUGUGUGUCUUCACUGGCGACAUGCUUGGAGCAGGGACUGAUGCAAACGUCUUCGUCAAUAUUUAUGGAGAAAAUGGAGACACCGGAGAGCGAUAUCUGAAGAACUCUGACAACCUCAACAAAUUUGAGCGGGGACAGGAGGAUGUUUUCACGGUGAUGGCUAUUGAACUGGGUCCUCUCAAGAAGCUACGGAUCCGUCAUGACAACAGCAACUCUCAUUCCUCCUGGUACCUGGAUCGUGUUGAGAUCGUGGACACAAGGGAUGAUACAACGUACUAUUUCCCUUGUAACCGCUGGCUUGCUGUGGAUGAGGACGAUGGGCAGGUCGCACGAGAGCUGGUUCCUGUGGAUGAGGCCUUCAUGAGGCAGGAUGAGGAUGAGGAGGGGGCCGCCACACUUGGGCUGGAGCAGAAAUCCAUGUCGACCACAUAUACCGUUAAAGUAAAAACGGCAGAAAAGAAGUAUGCUGGAACCGAUGCCAACGUACACUGCAUCCUGUUUGGUGAAAAUGAUGACACAGGGAUCGUCAAUCUGAAGGCUUGCAAGAACUAUAAGAACAAGUUUGAACAGGGGAUGAUCAAUGAGUUCACUGUGGAGGCCGUGGACUUGGGUGAUCUGGUAAAGCUUCGAGUUGGGCACGACAACGCAGGGGGCUCCCCAGGUUGGUUCUUGGACUGGGUUGAGAUUGACGCACCCUCACAGGGUCAGAGACUACGCUUCCCAUGUGGCCGCUGGUUGAGUAAGGACGAGGACGAUGGAGCGGUAGUGAGGGACCUGUAUCCCGCUGACCUACAGACUGAAUUCUACAUGCCAUUUGUGCCCUAUGAGAUAAAGAUAUACACCAGUGACGUGUUUGCAGCAGGAACAGACGCUGAUGUGUUUAUAGCCUUGUAUGGACGUAAGGGUGUGUGCACACAGCAGAAACACCUGUGUGUCAACAAGAGGGAGAGACGUCUGUACUUUGAGAGGGGAGCUGAGGAUAUGUUUAUUGUAGAGUUAGAGGAUGUUGGUGACGUUAUAGAGAAGAUCAGAAUAGGACACGACAACAGGGGCACCAACCCAGGGUGGCACCUGGACAGAGUGGAGAUCAGGCGACAACUCAGGAAAGGAAAGGGUUCAGAGACAACCAUUUUCCCAUGCGAGCAGUGGCUGGCCAAGUCUGAAGAUGAUGGCGAGACUGUGAGGGAGCUGGUCCCCUCAGAUAUCAUCACACAGAAACUCCUCAGGGAUGGGACUCUGAAAACGACAGAAACUGAGGUGGAGGACGCUUUGGAAACUCAUUCAUACAAGGUGUCUGUGCGGACAGGAGAUAUGUACGGAGCAGGAACUGAUGCCAAUGUUUUUCUCACCAUCUAUGGAGACCUGGGGGACACAGGAGAGCGCAAACUUGCCAAAUCUGAGAGCAACAAGAACAAGUUUGAGCGGGGAGCGGUAGACAAGUUCUCCAUCGAGGCUGUGGAUUUGGGCCAAGUGUUUAAGAUUCACAUUCGUCAUGACAACUCCAUGAUCGGGGCUGACUGGUACCUGGACCAGGUGGAGGUGCUGGAUGUGGACACAGAAGAGGUGUACAUGUUCCUGUGUGAGCGCUGGCUGUCGAAAAAGAAAGAGGACGGGUGCAUAGACAGGACUUUCUUUGUCAAGGGCUAUGAAGGUGAAAGAAGCACUGAUCCAUUUGCAAUCAAGAUGGCUCAGGCCAAAAUGGGGCUGGACAGAAAUGCCAACAAGAAGAAAAAGAAGAAAAAAGCGGCUGUGGUGGAAGAGGGUCCAAUCAUCCCCUAUCACUUCACUUUGUCCACGGGGUUGGAACAUGAUGCCAGCACUACAGCCAGGGCCUAUGUCAUCAUCAUGGGCGCCACUGAGACAGGGAGAGAGACAGAGCGACUUUGGUUGGACCUACCAGAGGGAAAGAAAUUCUUUGCAUCUGGCUCCAUGGAGCACUUUGUGUCCUACGGAACUGACGUAGGAGAGAUCAAGAGAGUGGAACUCGGCCAUAACGGUGUCACGCCAGAGAGCUGCUGGUUGGUGGAUGAGCUGUCGGUUGCCGUGCCAACGAAAGGUAUCAAGUACAUCUUUCCGUGCAAGUGCUGGCUGGCUAAAGACAGGGGAGAUGGUCUCACUGCCAGACUGUUCAAUGUUCUGGAUGCCAGUACUAUCAACAUUAUCCGCAAAGUUAUGUAUUCAGCCACGGUUGUCACAGGUGACACUCAGUAUGCAGGGACUGAUACCAACAUUUUCCUGACUGUGUUUGGAGCCAACGGGAGCACAGAGGAAAUGCUCCUGCCUAAAAAUGGGGACAGGUUUGAAAGAGGCCAAGCAGACGCAUUCAACCUGGAGAUUGAUGACAUUGCUCCUCUGAAGAAGAUCAGAGUUCGGAUUGAUGGCAGCGGGAGUCGUCCUGACUGGUUUCUUCACAGUAUCGUAAUGCAGAACUUGAUCACAGAGGAAGUGUACGAGUUCACGUAUGAGAACUGGCUGUCAAAGACCAAAGGGCCAAAAAGGAUAAAGGUGUGUGAGCUGGCAGCGGUGGUGGACGAGGAGGAGAUGGUGGAGAAAACAACCUACACCAUCAACGUCCAGACGAGUGACGCCGGAGCCGCCGGCACUGAUGCCAACGUAUUUCUGAUUUUGUUCGGGGAGUACGGAGACACUGGGACGCUGCCUCUGAAAGAGAGCACCAACCGGAACAAGUUUGAGCGUAAAAUGAAGGAUGUAUUCAGAUUCCCUGACAUGCUCAGUCUAGGUGAACUGUCCAAGGUCCGAGUGUGGCACGAUAACAAAGGCCCUUGUUCUGGUUGGCACCUUGACUACAUUGACGUAAGGGACGAGGCCAUGGACAUGACUUUUCGGUUCCCCUGCGACCGCUGGCUGGCGAAAAAUGAAGACGAUGGACAGAUCAUGAGGGAACUGGCCUGUGCCAACAACGACUCUAUAGACCUCAGUGACAAAACCAAAUAUGAAAUUGCCACAACAACUGCGGACACAGACGACGCCUCCACCACAGAAAAUGCCUGGAUUGUGUUGGAAGGAAGAAAAGCUCGUUCCAAGGAGUUUGUUCUGGAGAAUAAGAAAAAGAAGUUCUUAUGCGGUGCCACUGACACGUUUGAGUUCUCAUCCAAGCAAGUGGGAGAAAUCGUUGGAAUCUGCGUUGGUCACAUAACGAAAGAGGGCAAAAAGGUGAAGAAUGAAGUCUUCUGGCAUGUGAUGGAGGUGGUGGUGACAGAAAAGGAGCUGGGAAACAAAUAUUUCUUCCAGUGUAAUGCUCAAAUCCCACUGGCCGCCAAAAAGGACAAAUUCCUAACAUUUGAGUGCUACAAAUCCGUUGAGAGCUUUGCAAGCAAAGUCCGUAACCUCGUUCCCGUCAAGUAUGAAAUCAUCGUCAUCACCGGGGACGUCAAAGGCGCCGGUACAGACGCCAACGUCUUUAUCACCAUCUAUGGCGUCAAUGGUGACUCUGGCAAGCGUGCUCUGCGCCAGAGGUUCCGCAACCUUUUCGAGCGAGGGCAGACAGACCGCUUUGUCGUGGAGAUGCUGGAUCUCGGGGAGCUGCUGAGGGUCAAAGUGGAGCACGACAACAGCAGCUCCAGCAGUGGGUGGUAUUUAGAGUGUGUGGAGGUGACCAACACAGCCAACUCUGUCACAACAAUCUUCCUAUGUGGAAAGUGGCUUGACAAAAACAAGGCAGACGGCCAGAUUCAGCGAGUGCUCUACCCAAGAUAUUAGGAGGAGGAGGACAUGUGAGACAAAUAGAGGGUAUGUUCUUUGAGACAUUUUGAUCAUUCAUGAUUUUUUUAGCUUUGUGGAGAAGAAGAUUAAAAUGAAUGGACCUUUUAAAAGGACACCAGUGUUUUUUGAGCUUGUGCCAACUCCUUCCAACAUCAGAAAAAGCCAUUUGCUUCCUUUUCUGACAAAAUGACAGACUUGAUUGUUGACCAAAAGAAAAAAUCCAUCACAAUAAAUAUUGCAUCUUAA